This is a messenger RNA of Pyrus x bretschneideri (Chinese white pear), 2084 nucleotides long. Its product is annotated as BTB/POZ domain and ankyrin repeat-containing protein NPR1. Gene Ontology annotation, biological process: regulation of salicylic acid mediated signaling pathway; defense response to fungus; systemic acquired resistance, salicylic acid mediated signaling pathway. Lineage: Eukaryota; Viridiplantae; Streptophyta; Magnoliopsida; Rosales; Rosaceae. Gene Ontology annotation, cellular component: nucleus. The record is from RefSeq and is a predicted model, not a curated record. Gene Ontology annotation, molecular function: protein binding.
AUGAGUUAAAUAUAGAAAUAUCACUACUUAGGCUUUAAACCCUGGAGCUAAUAAACGUGGAAGCCAACGUUCAAGUAUCGUCACUCAAAACUACGUUGACUAUUUUCGCAGUAGCAUCUUCAACCUCCUCCUGGAUUGUUUUAUCCCAUCAAUCAUCAUGCUUUGAUCCAUCUCGUUAAUCUCCAUGUUUGAAUCUAGCCCAGAUUAACUAAUGGCUAAUUCAUCCGACCCAUCUUCCUGCUUGAGCUUCACCUCCUCUCCCCACAUAUCCAACGCCUCCAUUAACCCCAACUCCUCCGCCUCCGACCCGCCGCCCACCCCCGAGUUACUCACCAACCUCAGCUCCAAUUUGGGCCGGCUACUGGCCGACUCCGGCGGCGACUACAGCGACGCCGAAAUCACCGUCGAGGGCGUUCCGGUUGCUGUCCACCGAUGCAUUUUGGCUUCGAGGAGCGAGUUUUUCGCGGAGUUAUUCAGGCGGGAAAAUGGGGAUUCCGAAAAAGAAGGAAAGCCCAAGUACUGUAUGAGUGAUUUGCUGCCUUUUGGGCAUGUGGGUUAUGAAGCGUUUCUGGUUUUCUUGAGCUUUGUGUAUACUGCAAAGGUGAGGGAUUUUCCGGUCGAGGUUUCGAGCUGCGUUCACAAUGUGUGCGGCCAUGAAGCUUGUCGACCCGCCAUUGAAUUUGCUUUGGAGUUGAUGUGUGCUUCUUCGGUUUUCGGAAUGCCGGAUCUGGUUUCCAUAUUGCAGCGACAGCUUAUCGAUUUUGUAGUGAAAGCUCUGGCGGAUGAUGUUAUCCCAAUCCUCGUGGUUGCGUUUCAUUGUCAGUUAAGUCAGCUCAUUGAUCAGUGUAUAGAGAGAGUGGCACACUCAGAUCUUGAUAGUAUAUCUCUAGAGAAAACACUUCCUGAUGAGGUUGUGGAGAAGAUUAAAAUUCUUCGCCGCAAUUCUCAGCACUGCUGCGACCCAAACAUGCCAGCCGUGGACCCCUUGCGUGAGAAGAGAAUCAGGAGAAUACAUAAGGCACUGGACUCAGAUGAUGUUGAACUUAUGAAACUUCUUUUAACCGAGUCUGAUGUAACCUUAGACGAAGCCAAUGCGCUCCAUUAUGCUGCUGCUUACUGCGAUCCUAAGGUUGUGGCUGAAGUGCUUGGCCUGGGUCUGGCUGAUGUUAACCUCCGGGAUUCCCGGGGUUAUACAGUGCUUCACAUUGCUAUGAUGCGGAAAGAGCCAUCAAUUAUAAUAUUGCUUUUGUCUAAUGGCGCUCGUGCAUCAGAGCCGACUUUGGAAGGUGAGAGUGCUGUUAGUAUUUGCCGGAGGUUGACAAGGCCAAAGGAUUAUCAUACAAAAACAGAGCGGGGGCAAGAAGCAAACAAAGACCGGAUUUGCAUUGAUGUUCUUGAGAGAGAAAUGCAGAGGAAUCCAAUGGCUGGAGAGGCAUCUAUAUCUUCCCAAAUAACGCCCAAUGACCUGCACAUGAGAUUGCUGAAACUGGAGAAUCGAGUGGCAUUCGCCAGAUUGUUAUUCCCUGCUGAAGCCAAGCUAGCCAUGGCCAUUUCACAGGCAGACACAACGCCUGAGUUUGCCGGGAUCUCUUCGUUGAAAGGAUCUAGUGGGAAUUUGAUGGAGGUUGAUUUGAACGAGACUCCCACUGUGCAGAACAAAAGACUCCUUUCUAGGUUGGAAUCCCUUGUGAAAACAGUCAGUAUGGGUAGACACUAUUUUCCACAUUGCUCGGAAGUCCUCGACAAGUUCCUUCAGGUCGACCUUCCUGAUUUGUGUGUCCUUGAGACGGGCACCACUGAUGAGCAGAAAAUAAAGAGGCGGCGUUUCUUGGAGCUUAAGGAGGAAGUACAAAAGGCAUUUGACAAGGACAAAGCUGAUAAGAACCUAUCCGGGCUGUCUUCGUCAUCCUCCUCACUUCCUCCGAAAAAGUUGGGCGCAAGUCCAAAGGUUAGGAAAUUGUGAAGGCAUGUAAAUUGUAUCUAACUGUAGGCCUCCCAGGUACUUGUAAAAUGGUUUCUGUCAUUUCCAGUACUUCAAUCAACAGAUGAAUUCUCUGAUCAAUGAAACAGUGUAAUUCUUUACA